UGUUCAUUCUUUCUGCAUUGCCUGUCAAGUUCUGCCUGAGAAACCAUUCCCUCACGUUCCUCAUGCCGCACAACUUCGGGCGCAAGGUUAAUGUCGGCUACUUGUCGCAGGCCACCAAAUGCGGUUUCCACCGUCAGAAGGCCGCACAUUGCACCCAACCGAGUAUAAUUUGGCUCAAUAACUGAGUGUCGACCCUUGCUUCGAGUAAUGCCAUUGGGGGGCUCAGUUACCCACGGCGUCGGCUCUUCUGAUCAGAACGGGUAUCGGAGGAAGCUAUUCGAGUUUCUCUGCGACCACGGCUUCAACGUUUGCAUGGUUGGAUCUCGUAAAUCCGGCACCCAUCAUAGCAACGAACAUGAAGGCUGGCGGGGAUAUAGGAUCGACCAAAUCGAGGUCAGGGCGCGGGUAGCGGCAGCGAAGUACUUGCCGCAUGUCUUCACCGUGAACGCCGGCUCCAACGAUUGCUUACAAGAUUAUAAAUUGGUAGAAGCACGGGACCGCCUUAGCCACCUCUUGGAGACCCUCUGGGAUGCCUCGCCUGGUUCGACCAUUAUUCUCUCAAGCCUACUAGUCAACCAGGACGAGGCCGUGCAGCAGCGGAUUGAGGCCUUCAAUACGGAGGCGGAAAGAUUAGCCCGCACUUUGACUCUAGGGGGAAGGAAAAUCGUUUUCGUAAACUUGCAAGGAAACGAUGGGCCUGUCAUGGAAGAUUUAGUGGCGGAUGGGACGCACCCUAAUGAUACAGGAUAUGAAAAAAUGGCCCGGAUAUGGCUACGGGGCAUUCAAAUGGCUUCAAAAGAAGGCUUCCUGCCCCCACCGCAACAGUUAUAGCGAUUUUGAGAUAGAACCUUCUGUAUGGGGAGAGU
Messenger RNA from Colletotrichum godetiae, 866 nucleotides. RefSeq names its product SGNH hydrolase-type esterase domain-containing protein. Lineage: Eukaryota; Fungi; Ascomycota; Sordariomycetes; Glomerellales; Glomerellaceae. Bases 208 to 831 code for a protein of 207 amino acids. Gene Ontology annotation, molecular function: phosphatidylcholine lysophospholipase A1 activity. The record is from RefSeq and is a predicted model, not a curated record. The transcript is spliced from 2 exons.